Molecule: messenger RNA, 1023 nt
Organism: Penaeus monodon (black tiger shrimp)
Lineage: Eukaryota; Metazoa; Arthropoda; Malacostraca; Decapoda; Penaeidae
Product: uridine-cytidine kinase 2-A-like
Cellular component (GO): cytosol; cytoplasm
Molecular function (GO): kinase activity; ATP binding
Source: RefSeq, a predicted model, not a curated record
AUGUUUAACGUUGAUUUAUUUACCACCUAUCUAAUGAGCCAAAUUAGAAUCACACAAGGUCUUUUUAAUUUUGACCAUCCCGAUGCCUUUGACACUGAGCUUAUUUUGAAGACUCUACGACAAAUUCUGGAUGGCAAAAAAAGGUUUAAAUUUGGGGUUCUGGGUGUUCCCGUGUAUGACUGGUGCUUUAGAGAUAUUAUACACUCCAGUCCUGUUCUUGUAUCUCCUCACAGGUUAGACACCACCACGACAAUCUACCCAGCUGACGUGGUGCUGUUCGAGGGCAUAUUGAUGUUCUAUCAGCCGGAGAUGCGGGAACUCUUCCACAUGAAGCUCUUUGUUGACUCUGAUGCCGACACUAGACUGGCUAGAAGAGUUAUGCGUGACACACGUGAACGCGGAAGGAAUCUGGAACAUGUUUUGAACCAGUACACAAAUUUGGUCAAACCUGCUUUUGAGGAGUUCUGCUUACCGACAAAGAAGUUUGCCGAUGUCAUCAUUCCCCGAGGAGCAGAGAAUACAGGUAAGACCAUUUUUCCUGUAGUUCAAACACGAAGCAGCGCACACCAAGUCUUUAAGGGCCUUUCACUGAGAGUCAGACAGUAAGAGGGAGUAGUUGUUCAUGGUGCUAAAACAAAAGCCUCGAGAUAUGCCUCUGAAGCUACGGUAGUUAUUUUUGUUUAUAUUUUGAAUAAGACAGUACUUAGGAUUUUUUAUUUCUUAAUAUAUUUUGUUCUUUUUAUUUAUUUUAUUUUUUUGUGAAGUGAUGUGAUGAUUGACUGACCUAGCACGAUAACCUUUCGCUAGAAUAGCGGUGAUCUUUGUAUGAAACCGGGUCAUCGCAGAGUGUGCAUGCUGGUACAUUUGUUUGCUUAUGCACAUAGUCUUCUCUUAUUUGUAUGUGCAAGUCAUGCGAUUAUUGAGAGAGAGAGCAAAUGCUGGUGCUAGUUUAUGAAUUUGUCAUCUUAGUCAAUUUUAGUUGUGCACAUAAUUUAUCUUUGUGUUUGGAAAGACAGCAUUUGA